Pogoniulus pusillus (Red-fronted tinkerbird) is the source of this 4367-nucleotide messenger RNA. It is a transcript of the gene GNG2, whose product is annotated as G protein subunit gamma 2. The record is from RefSeq and is a predicted model, not a curated record. Lineage: Eukaryota; Metazoa; Chordata; Aves; Piciformes; Lybiidae. Gene Ontology annotation, biological process: G protein-coupled receptor signaling pathway. Gene Ontology annotation, cellular component: heterotrimeric G-protein complex. The transcript is spliced from 4 exons. Bases 278 to 493 code for a protein of 71 amino acids. Gene Ontology annotation, molecular function: G-protein beta-subunit binding.
GUCGGGGCCGAGCCGCUUCCUGUAGGCAGAGGGAUGAGCGCAGACAAAGCUGGGUGGGGACUCGCCGCUCGGGGCUGCUGCUGACCACCUUCCUCCUGCCUCCAUCUCGCCAUCCAUCCAUCCCUCCGUCUGUCCGGCGUUCCGCCCGUCCCGCCGCAGCUCGCCCCGCGGGGGACUCAGGGCAGCACCUCCAGGUUGCCCGAGAGGAGCAGACCUUCCCCUAGAGACAGAUCACUGGUGAGACCUGCUUGCAGCGCCCGGAGCGCUCCUCCUGCCCAUGGCGAGCAACAACACGGCCAGCAUCGCGCAAGCCCGCAAGCUGGUGGAGCAGCUGAAGAUGGAGGCCAACAUCGACAGGAUAAAGGUGUCCAAAGCAGCAGCAGACCUGAUGGCGUACUGCGAAGCCCACGCCAAGGAGGACCCAUUAUUGACCCCCGUCCCAGCCUCAGAAAAUCCCUUUAGGGAGAAGAAGUUCUUCUGUGUGAUCCUGUAAAGCCUCGAGGAGCCUGGCCAGCACCCAGGCCACCCUGGACACUGACCUAGAGAUUUUAGGAACGGGGACAACCUGCUAAGCCUGAGAAUUUAACAAACUGUAAGCAAACUAUACUGCCUGGAAGCUCCAGAGAUGUGCAUGUCUAGAGAACCUGGCUGCCUUUUGGGGGGAUAAGAUGAUCUGCAUUGAUGAGGCAAAAGAUUUGAAGUCUGUAGAGUUGCCCAGAAAGAAAAAAAAAAGGGAAAAAAAAAAAAAAAGCAAGAAAAAAAAAGCCAGAAAAAAGGCAAGACAAAAGAGCCAGAAAAAACAUUGUAAAGAAUAAAUCUGUGUCACGUCCUGCUCGCCGGAGCGUUUGUUCCGUGCCUGUAGCAGCUGUGCCCAGCAGGUGACUGCUCUGGGCUGCCCAUAAACCUUCCCAGAAGGACACUGUCGGCUGCUUUCCAAACGUGGCUCCCGGCGCCUCCCGGCUCAGCUGCCAGACCCCUGGAGACAGGCUGGGUGCUGGUGACAUCACUCAGUGCUUGCCUGCUGCCAGACCCCUGGAGACAGGCUGGGUGCUGGUGACAUCACUCAGUGCUUGCCUGCUGCCAGACCCCUGGAGACAGGCUGGGUGCUGGUGACAUCACUCAGUGCUUGCCUGCUGCCAGACCCCUGGAGACAGGCUGGGUGCUGGUGACAUCACUCAGUGCUUGCCUGCUGCCAGACCCCUGGAGACAGGCUGGGUGCUGGUGACAUCACUCAGUGCUUGCCUGCUGUCAGAUGCCCAGUGACAGGCUGGGUGCUGGUGACGUCACUCGGUGCUUGCCUGCUGUCAGAUGCCCAGUGACAGGCUGGGUGCUGGUGACGUCACUCGGUGCUUGCCUGCUGUCAGAUGCCCAGUGACAGGCUGGGUGCUGGUGACGUCACUCGGUGCUUGGCUGCUGUCAGAUGCCCAGUGACAGGCUGGGUGCUGGUGACGUCACUCGGUGCUUGCCUGCUGUCAGAUGCCCAGUGACAGGCUGGGUGCUGAUGACGUCACUCGGUGCUUGGCUGCUGUCAGAUGCCCAGUGACAGGCUGGGUGCAGGUGAUGUCACUCGAUGCUUGGCCUGGUGGGUUUUCCUUGCCCUUCUGGUGGCAGUGUAGCGCAGGGGUGGAGGAGCCCUGGGGUAGGUCGGCCAAGGAACCAACAGCUCCUGCUUGCUUCCUGCGUGCUGGUGGCUGCCCUGUCUCUGGCAAACACCUUCCCUUCUAACGUUCUGUCCAUGGUUAGCUUCAGCUGGUGAGUCCUGUGCUGUGGCUGCUGCUUCACGCUCCUGUGGCCGUGCUUGGUGGUCGUGCUUCUGUUCAUCUGCUCCAGACUUUUCUUUCUCUGUCGUGUGGACCCACAUGCUGGUGGGAGAAGCGGUAGGGAGGCCAGCAAGACAGCUCUGAAAGCAAAGACAUCUCCUACAAUGCCUUAGGUGUGCCUGAAAUACCUCCUGCAUUGCAGUAGGUGCCAACUCCUGAGUGCGAGGGCUUGGGGCGGGCCCAGGCAUCGUGGGGGUAGCUAGAAAGCUGAAAAUCAAAGUUGACCACUUUGUUCCAGGUCUUUCCUCUUCUCCUACACCUCUGUGCCUCUGUCCUCCUCACUUGGUCCCUGUUCUGCUCUUUUAGCUUCCUGGCAGCAUCUCCUCUCCACGGAACUGGGUUGGGAUGUUGUCCUAGGGUGGCAUCCUGUCCUAUGCUGUCAUACUGCUCUGUGGGCAAUGCUGCCCUACCACGAGGCAAGUUGCCCAAAGAGAUGGUAGGUGCCCCAUGCCUGGAGCCAUUCCAGGUCAGGUUGUCUGGGGCUCUGAGCAACAUGCUCUAGUUGCAGGUGUCCAUGCGCAGUGCAGGGAUGACCUUUGAAAGUCACUUCCAACCUAACCCAGUCUGUGGCCCUAUGAUUCUCUGUGAAGUUGCUCCAUGGAGGGAUGCUGGCCUGCUCUGGAAUGUCCCUCCACCAUGAGAUGUUGCCCUGUGGUCAGAUGCUGCCCUAUGGUCAGAUGCUUCCCCAUGGUGGAUCGCUCCUCCACCACGGGAUGCUGCCCUACCAUAGCGUGCUGCUCCAUCACUAAAUGCUAACCCACAGUUGGAUGCUGACCUGUGACGGGAUGCUUCUGUCCCUUCUUGCACCCACCAGCUCUCCUGUUCACCUCACAUGAUGGGUAGGGGGCAGGGCAGCACCCUGGGGAGCCAUGGGGCCACCCCUUCAAGGAGACACCCGAUACCUCGUUUACACACAGCCUGAGCUCCACAUCGGGCUGGGGAAUUCCUCCCAGGCCAGGUUCAUCCACAGUCAGCAUUCUGGGGGACCCACGCCACCGCUUUUGGCUCCACCUCAGGUUAACACUUGGUGGACGAGGCUUGUCUCUCCUUCCCCUGCAGAACACCUCCUGGACUUCCCCACUCAUCUACAGCCCUGGGAAACUUUGGGAAUCACAACUUAUGGAUCAAAAUUAGGUGGGCAUCCCCUCGGGGGCUCGGCGGUCUGCAGUGACCACACUAAGCCCCUGGAGCGCAGCUUACCAAUCCCUAGGGACUCCAGGGGGCAGCAGCCUUUGGGUACUCUGGCGACGCUGCCUAGCCCACAGAAGUGCAUUUUGGGUUUUCUACCUUUUCAUACUCUUUUCUAGCCUGCUACAGAGAAUAGCAGUGGUUCUUACACUGGACUGCAACCUCUUUUGGCACCUGGGAACAUUUCUACAACACGAGUAGCCUAGGUGGCCACAGGCCCUCCCACGGUGGCCUUCCACCCUCCCUAACCUUCUUGUUCUGCUCUUGUUUGCCCCAACAGCUCACGUAGCUUUAGUGCGAAGGAUGGAUGGAGCUGCUCACUCUGCAGCUGGGUCCAUUCCUGGCGUUCCAAAGCAGAGCUUUCUGAACCCCAGCCCGGGUUUGUCUUUCCUUUUUUACUGCUGACUGACCACCACAGGGAGCGAAGCGCAGCAGGUCUGGCCCUGGGGGGUGGUAUCUCCCACCCCCCUCUUCUCAAAUGCUGUCAUCAAGUGGUUUGUAACAAUUUUUUUAACUACUUAACGUAUUUUACAACUCAAAUUCUUAAUAAAUAAACAAAGAUAUUUGCAUGAAGAGUAAAUGUGUUUGGGGGGUGGGGGGUUGAAUUAGCCUCAACUACUCAUGGAAGGUGUUUUUAUGUUGCUGCUCUUGAUUUUCCUGUUGGUUAGUGGUGUUGACAUUGGUGUGCUGCCAGGUAUUUCACCUCAGUGUUUAUAUUUACACAGAUACUCCUCUGUUAGCCAAGCAGAGAUCUCCUGCCAAGAUCAUUUCCACCACCAUCUCCCCCCCACAUACACACUUCUCACAACCAAAAUGCCAAUGGUCUCCAUCCCCAUGCUGCAUCUCCAGCAUAGAAUGGCCUCAAGCUGAGGCUGGAGAGGUUUAGAUUGGACAUUAGGAAAAAGUUUUUCAUGAAGAGAGUGGUCAGGGACUGGAAUGAGCUGCCCAGGGAGGUGCUGGAGGCCCCCAGCCUGGCUGUGUUUAAGGGAGGUUUGGCUGUGGUGCUUAGGGAGAUGGUGUAAGGCGAAUCUUGUGGAGCAGGGUUCUAGGUUGGGCUUGGUGAUGCUGAGGGGCUUUGCCACCUACAUGGUGCUGUGACUCUGUGAUUCUGUACCAAAUGCCAUUCCCCCUACCCCUAGGUCCCUAAAGAAGCAAUGGAAAAGGAUUGUUUUGUCUGUUUUGGCUUGCCGAGGUUGAUGUCCCUCCAGUGCCAGCCUGCUGCUGCCAGUGCGUUGGGAAGGCAGGGGCGGCUGCAACCGAAGCCAGUGCGGGGAGGAGGUCGGCGUUGCCAUGUAGCUCAUCCCCAUCCCAGAUGCUCUGUGUGUACUCGUUGGAAAUAAAACUUUGGAUUUGGUUCAA